This is a messenger RNA of Ectocarpus sp. CCAP 1310/34, 3825 nucleotides long. Lineage: Eukaryota; Phaeophyceae; Ectocarpales; Ectocarpaceae. The record is from the annotation of a GenBank genome assembly.
AUGGAUCUCUUCGCCUUUGUCACGUUUCGUCUUGUUGUCAUUAGUGCUCUUCAUGCUCUGACCGUUGCUGUGGCCGCUAAGGCUGCUGUGAUACAGGAGGGGAUCGUCCUCGUUCACGAUGCGCGCCGGUUCGGGGUGAGCGAGAGGGGGCUCUGGCACCUCGACCGCCUCCACUCCCGUGCCUUCCAGCCGCUAGCAAGGCAAGCUGUCGCGGACAAACGUCUGUACAUGAAACUUAUCCUGUGCAAGUUGAGGGCUGGUAGCGGCGGUGGCGGCGGCUGGGGUGGUGGCUCUCCCCCUGCGCCUGGCCAUCCGGCGGGCGUCUUCGACAUUGGCGACGACGACCUGACGCUGCUGGAUGCCAACUUGAUCGUCAGCAGCGUUCCCAGCGGCGGCGGCAGCCGGCGUGCCCUGUCGUCAGCGGAUCAGACGCAGCCGCCGCCGCACUUGUCGGGCACGAAGCGAGCUGCACCCAAUGCCGCAGCAGCAGCGGCACGAUUGCUGCGGAACACCAACACCAGCAGCAACAACAGGAGUGCCACUACCAUCGGCAGCGACGGCAACAACAACCAUCAGGCGGCAACAGACAGGGCCCCGCUCGGGCGGGCAGGCGGGGGGGGGGGCGGGGGGGGGGAUGAUGGUCUCGCGCCGCCGGGCGGGGUGGCGAUGGGUUCCGGCGGCGGAACUGGUGCAAGCUCGGCGCUGGAGGUGUCUUCGAGAUCCGCGCUGUGGUUCGCGCACAGGAAGUACCGGCUGGUGGUGUGCCUGGACCUGAGCACCAGCAUGUGUACCGGGCGGUGGUGGGGCAUACCGGUCGAGCUCUUCGUGAAGAACACGAUGAAGUAUAUUCAGGCGCUAGUGGCACCCAUCACCGACGCGCGGCAGCAGCAGGGCGCGGCCCAAUCCCCCUCCUCGCGGAUGGGCAUCGCGGAAGAGGUGCACGUGUCGGUGAUCGCCUACUCGAUAGAGCUGGACGUUGUGUGGUGCCUGAUCCAGGGGUUUCUCCUUCGCGGCGGGGCGGAGGGAGAUGGGCGCUCUCUCGGCCGGCUACGGGUGCUCCUCACGAAAGCCUUGCACGGCGUUGAAAACCGGUUCGAAACGGAGUGCGACCUGGCGGAGGCCGCGCGGCGGCACUCGAUCUACGAAGGCGACAUCGUCACCCCGUGCUCGGGUCACGGACACCGCCCGACUCCCGCUCCGGGGGUAGCGGCGACGGCUUCACGAGAGAGUGCCGGUGGUGGCGGCGGCGGUGUCAGCCGCGGCGGUUCGUCAAGGAGGAACUCCACCACUUCUUCUGCCGGAGGGGGCGCCUUCCCCCCGCUGCCGGAGGUGCCCCUGUCCACCACCUCUUCGUCUUCCGCCCCGGGCUCGGGGCCCGCGCCUCAACAGCAGCAGCAGCAGCAGCCGCGCCAGCAGGGCCGGCAGAAGACCCAGCUGGACGGGAUGGCGGAUGCCAUCGUUCUCGCGCUCAAGUUCUUGCCGCUGGAUGCGGCGCCGAUCGCCCUGGUGGUCACCGACGGCCUGGUGGACUACCCCUCGCCCACGGAGUACGACGGCCUGUCCAUGCGGCUCUGCCGCCACGACGUGGCCGUCUCGUGCCUCCUGAUGGACCGCAUGGGGGAGAGGGCUGAUGUGGGCGUUGGCGGCGGGGUCGGCGGCGGGGGAGCCGCCGCCACCACCGCUUCCUCCGUGGCGGUGUUGCCGAGCGGCAACAGGGGAGCUACAGCAGUGGGGAGGUGGUUGCCGGCGGCGGCCGCGGCGGGGGGGGUCGGGGGCGCCAUCGGCAGGUACGAGACGGACAGAGUGGACAUCAGCUUUGCGCCGCACGGCGAGGCCUACGCGGCCGCCCGGAAGCACCGGGUGCCGGACCUGAGCGGCCUCGCGCACCUGGUCGGGGUGACCGGUGGCUGGCUCUUCGACCUCGAGACCCUGGAGGCCGAGCUUGCUGCCGCCGCCGCCGCCGCCGCCGCCGCCGCUCCUGGCGGCGGAAGGGGUAUUCCGAUCCCGGGCACGGACGGGAGAGCGGCUGCACGCGAGGACGGGGCGGCGAAGGAGGAGAGUGGGGGGUCGGGGGAUGGGACGAUGUCUUGGGGUGGUGGCCCGAGCGCGGCGCUAUGCCAGGCGGGCCGCCCUGUCGCCGCUUCCCCCCUCCAGCGGAAGGCGCUCUUCCGGGCCUCUCCCCUCAGCGUAGAGACGUCGCGGCACCUGCUCUCGAGCCACAACCCGGCUCUCUACACGAGGAAAGCCCCAGCAGCGGGGGCGGGGGCGGCGGCGACGGCUUCCGCCACGACGAGGAGCAUCCUGAUACGCGGCAUGGCGGCGGGCGCCGGCGGCGCCGGUGUUGGUAGAGGAGGCGGCGGUGGCGGCGGCGGUGGCGAUAGCAGCGCGGGCACAAGCCCCGACGAAGGGGCGGGUCUGCUCGAGGCCAUGGACUCGGUCAGCCAAGUGUCUGCGCCCAGUGCCGGGGAGAUGGCCGAGAUGACGAAGCGGUCUAUGACCAUACUGCGGGAACACGACUGGAGCCUGGAUCCGGCCAACCUGUCGAGGGUGCUCGAGAUGCGUUGCUCGGAGGGCUUCCGCCUGUUAGACGUUGAGAUACGCCUCGUCAGGGACGGCGGCGGCGGCGGCGGCGGCGGCGGCGGGGGAGGGGGAGGCAAUUGUCCGGACAAGGGGCCUAGACGGCCGGCAAGCGCAACCAAGGCUGCUCGGCAGCAGCAGCAGCAGCAGGGCUCGAUGGCGCCCCCUAGUGGGCCCGCCAGCCAACAACCACAGGGAACGCCUAGCCGGAGGCGUAGCGGCACGAAGGACGCUGCGCCGUCGCCUUCGCCGCUGCUGGCGGCGGCGGUGACCGGGUUCGGCGGGGAAUCGUCGGGAGUUGGCAGCGGCGGCGUCGGCAGCUCCGCCGGAGGAGGAGGGCUCAUCCUUGAGGGAUUCAUGGUUGGAAGCCCUGCGAGAAGCGAAGGGGGGUGGCUCCAGACCGGCGGCGUCGGCGGCGGCGGCGGCGGCAGCGGUAGCGGUAGCGGCGCGAGGUUCCAGCGACAACGGUGGCGGAGCGGCAGCUUCGGUGGUGAAACCGGGAGCACCAGCGGCAGGAGGCCUCGCUCCGUGAGCGUUAGCAGCAGCAAGAGCGGCGGCGGCGCAGGCGGUGCAGGCGGCAGCAGCGGUUGCGGCGGAAGCGGAGGGAUGGAAGUGAGAGCCCGGUUCUCGUUGGCCUGGAGAACGGACGUUAGGGUGGACUACUGCUUGGAGUUCAAGAGCGAGCAUCAGGCACUGGCGAUGCCCGGGAGAGCGACCGUGUUCAUCGAGGUGCAUGCCCCGGCGCACUUCUUGGUGGACCUUCGGGAGACUACGGAGGAGGCGAAGACAAGGAAAAGGAAUCAAAGGACCGCAAACGGCGGCGGCGGUGGUCGCGGUAGAUUCGGAAGCGAUGGUGGCGAUGGCGCGGUUCAGCAAGGCGCGGGCGGCGAUGGGGGGGGGGCUGUUCGGCUAAAGGAUUUCCUCAAGACCUUGGAGCAGGUGGGCGACGAGAUGUUGAUCAAGAUCGAGAGGACCACGCAGAGCCUCGUUGCCUCGACGGCGUUACCCUUGCCGUCAUCGUCGGCCGCGGCGGCACCAGGGGCGUCAAACUUCCCGUCAGCGAGGCUCGACGAGCGGCUGUGCAGGCCUUACCUGUGGCUGGGGAGGAUAAGCGUGCCCGAGUGGCUUCGGUUCCUCAACAUAGAGUACGUGGAGGUUAUGUUUAGCGGUCUCCUGGCGACCAAGACCUCUGUGCAUAAGACGGUGGGUGGGAGCUCCGCGGCCCCUGUUCUUUACACUGCAGCUUGA